CCUUUACGUUCGAUUGGCUGUCGUUUUUUUCCAAACUCCGAGCUGUAUAACUGUUUUCACAAAACAUGUCCUCUGUGGCGUGAGCCGGCGGCGGCCAUUUUGUUGUAUACCAGGUCAGCUGUAGUUUCCUGUGCGUUUUGUAAGUUUUGGAGCUGCGGCCAUUUGCUGGGCUCGGUCAUUCCCAUAAUAAAGCAGAAGCUGAGAGAAGCCGAAGGUCUUUCGUAGUGCCUCCACCCAAGCCGUUGAUUAUUGCGGACGCUUCUAAGUGGACUUGGCAACACAUGCACAGAAGGAUAUUACAAAAGAAAUGUAUUGCAGGAACAUCUAAUUUUAUCUCCAGACUGAAAUAAAAGAGAACACCAGACGAUAUUCUCCUGAAGAAACCCCUAUAACCUCAGUUAUCCUCAAUUAUCCAUCCACUUCUCCACAGUACAGAUAUGUCAUCUGAUCCUUCCGAUAUCUCAUGUUCUUCUGAUAAUUCCGAUACUGACACAUCCGUUACAGAUCUUAGAGUAGUUAAGAUCAUUUCCAGUGAUAAAGAUGCCAAAUGUUCUACAAAGGUUAUUGCCCACCAGCCAGCUAAUGUACGUAAAAAGUCAAUUUUAUGUUCUGAGUGUGGGAAAUGUUUUAAAACCAAAUCGAUUCUUGUGACACAUCAAAGAAUUCACACAGGAGUGAAGCCAUUUUCGUGCUCUGAGUGUGGGAAAGGAUUUAGAGACAAAUCAACUCUGGAUAUACAUGAGCGAUGUCACACAGGUGUGAAGCCAUAUUCUUGUGCUGAGUGUGGGAAAAGUUUUACGCAGAAAUCGCUUCUUGUUGUACAUGAGAGAAAUCACAGAGGUGAGAAGCCGUUUCCAUGUUCUGAGUGUGAGAAAAGUUUUAGUUCCAAGGCAGUUCUUGUUUCACAUCAAACAGUUCACACAGGUUUAAAGCCAUUUUCAUGUGCCGAGUGUGGCAAAUGUUUUAGAGACAAAUCGGGUCUUCUUAUACAUGAGAGAACUCACACAGGGGAGAAGCCAUUUUCAUGCUCUGAGUGUGGGAAAAGUUUUAGACAGAAAGCACAUCUUACUAUACAUGAGAGAAGUCACAUAGCUGAGAAACCAUUUUCAUGUUCUGAGUGUGGAAAAUGUUUCCGGGAAAAUUCACAUCUUGUAAAACAUGAGAGAAGUCACACAGGCCAGCAGCCGUAUUCAUGUCCCGAGUGUGGGAAAUGUUUCAGAGACAGAUCAGCUCUUAUUUUACAUGAGAGAUGUCACACAGGUGAGAAGCCAUUUUCAUGUGCCAAGUGUGGGAAAUGUUUUACAAGCAAAAAAGCGCUAGUUGUACAUGAGAGACUACACACGGGUGAGAAACCAUUUUCAUGUUCUGAGUGUGGGAAAAGUGUAAGAGACAAAUCAGCUCUUGUUAUACAUGAGAGAACUCACACAGGCGAGAAGCCAUUUUCAUGCUUUGAGUGUGGGAAAUGUUUUGCACACAAAUCAGAAAUGGUUGCACAUCGGACAACUCACACAGGUGAGAAGCGAUUUCCAUGUUCUAAGUGUGAGAAACGUUUUACACGCAAAUCAUAUCUUGUUAUACACGAGAGACUUCACACAGGGGAGAGACCAUUUUCCUGUUCUGAGUGUGAGAAAUGUUUUCGAGACAAAUCACAUCUUCUUAUACAUAAGAGAACUCACACGGGUGAGAAACCAUUUCCAUGUGCUGAGUGUGGGAAACGUUUUACAGAAAGAUCAGCUCUUGUUUUACACAAGAGAACUCACACAGGUGAGAAGCCAUAUUCAUGUGCCGAGUGUGGGAGAUGUUUUUCAGACAGAGCUACUCUUGGUACACACAAGAGAAUUCACACAGGUGAGAAGCCGUUUCCAUGUGCCGAAUGUGGGAAAUGUUUUAGAAAUAAAUCCGCUCUUCUUGGACAUGAAAGAAUUCACACAGGCGAGAAGCCCUUUUCAUGUGCUGAUUGUGGGAGAUGUUUUACGGAGAGAUCAUCUCUUUCUUCACACAAGAUAAUUCACACAGGGUUGAAGCCUUUUUCAUGUACGGAGUGUGGGAAAUGUUUUACACAAAAAUCAUCCCUUACUCUACAUGGGAAAAUUCAUACAGGAGAGAAGCCAUUUUCAUGUGCCGAAUGUGGAAAAUGUUUUGUACAGAAAUCCUAUCUUGUUAAACAUGAGAGAAGUCACACAGGUGUAAAGCCACUUUAAAUCUCUGAUUGAGAGAAAUGAGAGCAGUUUGAUCUUGUGAAACAUUUGUUUUAAGAGGGAUAGUAUUCUAAAGAGCAAAUCUCGUUCUGCAUAUUUUUUCUGAGAUGGGCUAUUCAUUCACGUCUCACAUUUUUUCAUUGGUGCCAGUGUUAAUUUUGAGAAUUUUUUUGUUUUUUAUUUAGUCUUUGUUGCUUUUUUUUUUUUUGCUUUGUUUUAGUUGAGAUUUAGUAAGUGGAUCUCAGUUUUCAUUUCAAUCUAGAGUUAGUCAGUGCUUUAGUCAUAACUUUUACAGUGUAAUGAUACUGUAAUGGUUUUUGCUGAAGAAUAUUUCUCAAAAAUUCUCUUGAGAAGUUAGCAUACCUUUUGUAUGUGUUUAGUAAUAUAAACUCAGUGGGCUGAAAAAGUGUUACAUACUGAGUCUGACUUACCAUAGUGCUCCCAUAUAUCAUUAGUAAUAUAGUCACAGCAGGCUGAGAAAGUGUUACAUACUGAGUCUGACUUACCAUAGUGCUUUAAUAUAUUAUAUAUAAAUUAAUGCCUUCAGUUUGUUAGAACAAUAAGUGCAAUACACAAUCCUAUUUCCUUAACAGCAGGUCAUAUUUAUUUUCUGCACAUAUCUAGAAUACAUAAUUGUUCUUUAAAAAAAUUAAAAUCCUACUUCCAGUGUUAAUUUUGACAAGGAUUUUACAUUUAGUUUUAGGGCGUUAUCUUAUUAUCUGCGGUGAUUUACUGUUCGAUAACAAUACGCUUUUUAGCACAAUAAUGCUAUCGGGCUAUCCAAUUACAGCCCAUAUUUACUGUGCGGUAAAUCACCCAUUAUCGGGCGAUAACACACGAGAUCCAUGAUAAUCACAUAUUUAAGACAAUCAAGAGAUCUUUUGUUUAUUUCAAAUUUUAAACAGAUUUAUUCAGUACGGUGAUAUUGCAAUACUAUUGGCUAUUAACCCCACAUGUGCCAUAAAGGUUGUUGGACCUGGCUAGUACUUGGAUGAGAAACUACCUGGGAUCACCAGGUGUCUAGUAUCACAAAGGCAUGGUAAUAAUAUCAUAAAGAGAAAGCCAUUUACCCCACACCAACCAGAAUCGAUAGGAGUGGAUAUUAACUCCACAAGUGCCAAAUAAUUUGUUGGGUCUGAUUAGUACUUGGGUGGAAAACCACCUGGGAUUGCCAGGUGACCAGCAAAACUAAGGCAUGGUAUUUUUGUCCUGAGAGAGGUUAUUAACCCCACAUGUACUACAUAACCGAUGAUGUGAAUAGUAAUCAAGGGAAUUUUCAUAUUUUCGCCAGAUUUGUAUAUAGUGGAGAUUGAUCAUAUAUUUUUGCUUUAUUUGGAUUUAAUAAGAUUUUAUAGAGAUAUGUACAGUAUAUUCAUAUACACCACCUUUCAACCCGAGAGAUCUUUUUAGGGGUAUUAUUCAAUAAAAGUUAAAUUUUUAUAAAAAAAAUAAAUAAAUAAAAAUUUCAAUUGUAAACUUAAAAAGUGUGCUCCUGAAAAAGCUAUUUAUGUCUUGUUUUGCUCGCUUUCAAAAAUUGCAUGGGAGGUGUGAAUGCGUAAAAUCUGGGUGCACCACCAACUAAAGGCUGAUCUCAAUAACAGCUUUGUUGGUCUGUAGAUAAUUACUUGUCAAUUGUGUCACUUAUCAUUGUGAUGACAAAGGUUAGUUAUCUACAGAAAUAAAAGUGUGACAAACACAGAAAUUGUUCUUUGGUCAGUGGUGCCACCAUCAGGGCCACACAACUGAGUAAUAAGGACUUUGCUAUAUGUGGGUGCGUCCAUAUUGAGCCCAUUCUCCUACUCUAUGCCAUGAAAAUUUAUCUGAAAUUUAUCUUUGCUAUUUAUACAGAUAUUGUCAUAAAUGCAUUAUAAUAUCUUCUAUUUUUCUACCUUUUAUGUCACUUUAUUUUGUUACAUUAAUAGGCCGUCAUCACUCAGGGAUAGAUGUGUAAAAUGUUCUUGUUAUGAAACUGUCCUAGUGUCUAUGGUUGCGCUAGUAAGGGGAUGUGUGUGACAUCACUGUUGGGUUUAUGAUGUAAUAAUGGGCAUGGCUGGUUCCUGUAGGAGACCUAAGGAAAAAUGGACGGAUAUCAGCAGUUGUUUUUACUGAGGUUACAAACCUGUGUGUAAUAAGUGAUAAACAAAUCCUACGAACCAUGACUGAUGUUCCAGCCAGCAUGAAUUUGCCAUAAGUGAUUAGGUAGAGUUGACAAUACUUUAUUGCCUCAUAUAUUAAAACCUCUUUAUAAAUAUAAAUAUAAAUAUAUAUAUAUAUAUAUAUAAUUUCUAUAGUUAUAUACAUAGUAGAGUUGUUAUAUUGAGCUUGCCUGUUUUGCAGAGAUAUUUACAUGACAUCCAUUGUUAUUAUAUUGCUUUGCAAGUUAUGGCAUGCGCCCGUAAAUGUGAAUUAUGAUGUUUUAAAUUGCAGAUGUUGGUUGUGGAGAAACUUGUGCCUUUUUUAAGUGUUUACAUAAAAAACUAAUUCAAUAUAGUGUUAUUGUUUAUAAGAAAAUACAGUAUAUUAAACAUGGUACAUUAUUUGUCACUUUUUGUUAACAUUUAUAAUUUCAUUGAAAUUGACAAAAACAUAUAGGUGUAUAUUCAAUUACUGUCGGAAUUCCCGACUUGUUGGAAAAAAUAGGAUUUUAAUACCUACCGGUAAAUCCUUUUCUCUUAGUCCGUAGAGGAUAU
Pseudophryne corroboree (corroboree frog) is the source of this 4888-nucleotide messenger RNA. Its product is annotated as oocyte zinc finger protein XlCOF7.1-like. The record is from RefSeq and is a predicted model, not a curated record. Gene Ontology annotation, biological process: regulation of transcription by RNA polymerase II. The coding region runs from base 438 to 2201 and encodes 587 amino acids. Gene Ontology annotation, molecular function: DNA-binding transcription factor activity, RNA polymerase II-specific; RNA polymerase II cis-regulatory region sequence-specific DNA binding. Gene Ontology annotation, cellular component: nucleus. The transcript has 3 exons. Lineage: Eukaryota; Metazoa; Chordata; Amphibia; Anura; Myobatrachidae.